AAUCCACGCAUUAUCGAGCACCCCAUGGAUAUGACCGUGCCAAAAAAUGAUCCUUUCACAUUUAAUUGCAAAGCCGAAGGUGAUCCAACGCCAUCCGUACAAUGGUUUAAAGAUGGUCAUGAAUUGAAAACUGAUACGGGUUCACAUCGGAUUAUGUUGCCAGCUGGCGGUUUGUUCUUUCUGAAGGUGAUACAUUCACGUCGGGAAAGCGACGCGGGCACGUACUGGUGUGUAGCAAAAAAUGAGUUCGGUGUGGCACGUUCGCGCAAUGCUACGCUACAAGUUGCAUUUCUACGCGAUGAAUUCCGCCUCGAACCGCAAAACACGCGCGUUGCACAAGGCGAAGUGGCGCUGAUGGAGUGCGGAGCGCCGCGUGGUUCACCGGAACCGCAGAUUUCAUGGCGUAAAAAUGGUCAAACAAUGAAUUUAAGCAGCAAUAAGCGUAUACGCAUUGUCGAUGGCGGUAAUCUGGCGAUACAGGAUGCGCGACAGUCGGACGAUGGGCGUUAUCAGUGUGUGGUGAAGAAUGUGGUGGGGACACGUGAAUCAGCAACAGCUUUUUUGAAAGUACAUGUGCGUCCAUUUCUCAUACGCGGCCCGCAAAAUCAAACCGCCGUCGUUGGCAGUUCGGUUAUCUUUCAGUGUCGCAUUGGCGGUGAUCCAUUGCCGGAUGUCCUGUGGCGACGCACCGCUUCAGGCGGAAAUAUGCCAUUACGUCGUGUGCACAUCCUUGAGGAUCGUAGCCUUAAACUGGAUGACGUUACGCUGGAAGAUAUGGGAGAGUACAGUUGUGAAGCGGAUAAUGCGGUCGGUUCAAUUACAGCCACGGGCACAUUAACCGUACACGCACCACCAAAGUUCAUCAUACGCCCCAAAAAUCAACUCGUCGAAAUCGGUGAUGAAGUGCUCUUCGAAUGUCAAGCCAGCGGCUAUCCAAAACCCACACUCUAUUGGUCGGUCGAAGGUAAUAGCUCGUUGCUCUUUCCUGGCUACAAGGAUGGACGCAUUGAGGUGACGUUAACGCCUGAAAGCCGUUCCGUGCUUUCGAUAUUGCGUUUUGCGCGUGAAGACUCGGGUAAAGUGGUCGUUUGUAAUGCAUUAAAUGCGGUUGGCAGCGUCAGCAGUCGUACCGUUGUUACCGUGGACACACAAUUUGAGCUGCCACCGCCAAUUAUUGAGUUGGGUCCUGUCAAUCAGACACUGCCAGUUAAAUCGAUCGUAACGCUACCAUGUCGCACUAGCGGCACACCAACACCGCAAGUCUCUUGGUACUUGGAUGGCAUACCAAUCGAUGUGAACGAGCACGAGCGGCGAAAUCUCUCCGAAACGGGUACACUCACCAUAGCGGAUUUGCAACGGAAUGAGGAUGAGGGCUUGUACACUUGUGUGGCCAGUAAUCGGAAUGGUAAAUCCUCGUGGAGUGGCUACCUGCGCUUGGAUACUCCAACUAAUCCGAAUAUCAAAUUUUAUCGCGCACCCGAGCUUUCUACGCAUCCGGGACCGCCGGGCAAACCGCAGGUAGCAGAAAAGACCGAAGGUACAGUGACGUUGACGUGGACGCGCAGUAAUAAGGUCGGCGCAUCCAGCUUGGUGGGCUACAUCGUUGAAAUGUUCGGUAAGAACGAGACGGACGGUUGGGUGGCUGUUGGAGCGCGCAUACAAAAUACGACCUUCAUGCAAGUGGGCCUCGUGCCGGGUGUGAAUUACUUUUUUGUGAUACGUGCCGAAAAUUCGCACGGCUUAUCGCUGCCUAGUCCGAUGUCGGAGCCGAUCAAUGUUGGCAUGCGUUUCUUUAACAGCGGCUUGGAUUUGAGUGAGGCGCGCGCUAGCUUAUUGUCUGGCGACGUGGUGGAACUAAUUAACGCGAGCAUCGUAGACUCGACAAGCAUGAAAUUGACGUGGCAGAUAAUCAACGGCAAAUACGUGGAAGGCUUUUACAUCUACGCGCGUCAAUUGCCAAAUCCACCAACCACCACAGCCACCAGCAGCGCGAUUGCAAAUCCAUUGCUGGAAUCACGUAGCGGCAGCUCGUCGUCGUUGUCAGCAGCUGACGCUGCGACGGCCGCAUUUAUUUCUGUGAAACCAAAUAUUGCCGCUGCCAGACGUGAUGCGGUCGCCAAUAAUGCUGCCACCUUCACCACCGACUUUGGUGCCGCAACAUCAAGCAGCACCACAUAUCGCAUGCUAACGAUCCUGAACGGCGGUGGCGCCUCAUCCUGCACACUAACUGGCCUACUGCAAUAUACGCUCUAUGAAUUUUUUAUUGUACCCUUUUAUAAGUCCGUCGAGGGAAGACCGUCGAACUCACGUAUUGCGCGCACUUUGGAGGAUGUUAUAAACGACACACCUUUUGGAAUGGAAGCAGUGCUGUUGAAUUCUUCUGCAGUCUUCCUGAAAUGGCGAGCACCUGCAAUGAAGCCUCAACAUGGCAUUCUACUUUUCUAUCACGUAAUUGUGCGCGGCAUUGAUACCGCACACAACUUCUCACGCAUUCUCACGAAUGUGACCAUUGACUCUGCCUCGCCAACGUUGGUACUGGCCAAUUUAACGGAGGGCGUUAUGUAUACUGUAAGUGUGGCGGCAGGCAAUAAUGCGGGUAUCGGACCUUAUUGCUCACCGGCGACAUUGCGACUGGAUCCAGUGACCAAGCGUUUGGAUCCGUUCAUAAAUCAGCGCUAUCCCAUCAAUCAGGAUCACGUCGAUGAUGUGCUCACCCAACCUUGGUUCAUCAUUCUGCUCGGCGCCUUUUUGGCCAUGAUGAUGCUCUCACUCGGCGCCAUGGUAUUUAUUAAACGCAAGCAUAUGCUGAUGAAGCAAUCCGCUUUGAAUACGAUCAGAGGCGCUCACCCAAACGAUGUGCUCAAAAUGCCUAGUCUGUCGCGCAAUGGCAAUGGCUAUUGGUUGGACUCAUCAUCUGGUGGCAUGGUAUGGCGCACUUCACCUUCUGGCGAUACGUUGGACCUGCAAAAAGAUCAAAUCGCCGACUAUGCACCUGUAUGCCUAACAAACGGCACUGUUGGUGUGAAUGGUGGGGAGGGCGGUGCUGGUAGCGGCGCUGGCGAACGCAAUCAACAAAGAUAUGUCGGCGAGUACUCCAACAUUCCCACUGACUAUGCGGAAGUAUCAAGUUUUGGCAAAGCACCCAGCGAAUAUGGCUGUGGUGGCGUGCAACGCCAUGAAUCUAGCUCACCAGCACCCUACGCCACAUCGGCCAUACUGAAUGGCAGCAGCGGCAGUGGUCAGCAGCAGCCACGUUAUCAGCAACGACCAGGCGACUUCCGUAUGCAGCAGCAACAGCAACAGCAACAAUUCCAACAGCCACAUCAAAGACCUAUGCAUCCACACUAUCACCAACAACAGCAGCAACAACCACAACAACAGCAGUCGCAUCAUCAUCCGCAGCAACACUCUGUGGGCAAUAUUUACCAGCCCAUGUCGGUGACCAGCGAAAUCUAUCCAAGCAACACUGGCAGCCGUUCCGCCUAUUCGGAGCAAUAUUACUAUGCCAAGGAGAAGAUACAUAUCACGGAGAACAAGUUGAGCAGCUGUCACACCUAUGAAACGGCAGGUGAACAUCAAAAGCAGCAACAACAACAACAAUUGCAAUUGCAACCUAUACAACAGCAAUUUGCCAGCGUUGGCACGCUACGUCGCCAGUUGAAUGGCGCGCAUGGCGUGGGUGGCGGCAGUGGGCGCUUUAAAGUUAUCAUGCAGCAACAGCAGCAGCAACAACAACAACAACAGGCAGCACAGCAUAGUCCUAGCAUGUGCGCUGAGAAGUUGCAAUUACAGAAGUUGAAUGCUUUAAACAACAACAACCACAACCAUAAUGGCAACAGCAAUGGCAAUGAAAGCGGCACCACUGAGCUUUCGAAAAAUUUGCUCGACUUAGACGCCGGCUCGUUCUGUUACAAUGGGCUCGCGGACUCUGGCUGUGGCGGUUCGCCCUCUCCCAUGGCCAUGCUGAUGUCGCAUGAGGAUGACCAGGCGCUCUAUCACACGGCUGACGGUGAGUUGGAUGGUGAUAUGGAGCGUUUGUAUGUGAAAGUCGACGAGGAGCCACAGCAGCAACAACAGCAAUCACAAUUGAGCGUGCAACAGCAUCAUCAUCAGCAACAAAAACAGCAACAACCACAACACAUAAUGCCUUUACCGCCACCAAAUCAAGUGCAUCCUAGCGUAGCCAUAACAGUCAGCGCGAACAGUGGCAAUAAUUGGCGCACACAAUCACAGCAACAGCAGCAACCCUUCGUGCGCGCCUCCUAUCGCGCCGGCAGCGGCAGUAAUAACCUAAUGAUGACCAGCAGUAGCAGCAGCGCGGCCAAGAGCAAUACCAGCAGCAUUGGCGGCAGUAGCUCACUCAGCUCAUGUUCAGAGAGCGCUGAGGAGCGGCAGCAACAACAACAUAAAAUGUUGCAAAAUGGUGAUUGUGAAUUGAUUUAUGCGCCCAGCAGCGUGGCGAGUGAACGCAGUUUGCUGAGCAGCGGUAGCGGCAGCGGCAGCGGUUGUGGCAGUGGUGGUAGCAUGUCGGCUCAUCCGCAAGGGCCGCUUGUGUGACCGGUAGAACAGUGUGUUAUUGUAGGCGGUAGUGUAGCGUGUGGCGCGUUGAAGAGUAUGGGCUUAACAACUUAUGGUGUUAUGGGGUUAGGAGAUGAGAGCGCAUGUGAUGAGGCAGCGCAGGUGGAUUAUUAUACGCGCGAAGUGCAGGAAUUGUUGGCGUGGUGUGAACGCGUAAACAAAGGACAGCUGGAGCCGAGUGAGUGAGGGGAGUGCAGGAGAGUAGUAGAGAGGGAGUGUGAAUAAAUAUAAAAAUGAACGAAAAUAUAUAAAUUUAUAACACAUAGUAGCUACAUAUAUACGAACGCAUACAAAGUUAGCAGAGCGGUGUCUGAGGCGUCCGUAGGAGACUCAUAUUUGAAGAAGUAGAAGUAUUUUUGACUUUUCACAGUUCUUUUUCACUUUUAAGCAUAAUACGCUGCUCGCAUUUCACGUGAAAUUAGCUGUCAAAACUGAACUUCAUAAUAACUCUACGAGAAAUUUAUACUUUGUGCAGGUUCAGGUUCAGGAAAAAGUUCGCAACAUGCUGCCAACAUGAUGCCAGCAACAUUUUUUCACUGCUCUUAAAAUUGUAUUUGCUGUUUAAAAUUUUGCGACAAGUGACAAUGCAUAGAAUUUAAAAAUUGUGUUCAAAAUGAAAUUAGCAAAAAUUUUAAAGCUGUGCUUUAAACCUAAGCUCGUUUGGUAUUUUUAAUUUUGGUAAAAAUUUACUAAUUCACAAUGUAAAAAUUAAAAAAAAAAUUAAUUCUAUAUUAUUGCCACAAUUCUUUGCUUUAAUAGUGAAGUGCGUUAAUAAUGGAAAUAGCCGAAACUUAACUAAGGGGAAUAAGGCUUGCAAUUAGCUUCCUGCUAUAACGAUUUAUUCCUUCUUUUUCUUUUUUGUAAAUAAAAAAUAAACAAAAGUGUGAAAGUCAGACAUUUGUUUUCUCCGAGAAAUAAAGGGUUUUUCAAUAAGAGCGGGUAGAUGUUGAAAUGGAAUGAAAUGGCGUUUGCUGUGUGGCACGUAGCGCCGUCCUGCUGGAACCACAUGUCGUCUAGGUCAAUAUGGUUCAAUAUGUAAUAAGCAACUGAAUAAUAAACAAAAGAUUUGACAGAUAUCACCAAAACAAAAUGGCUGCCACAGAGCGUCAAAAUCGACCCGCGCCAAUUAAAAACCCCUAUAUAUCUAUCAGGGCAGAUAGAAAGAUUGAAAGGUCUAACGCAUAGGUAACAAGCAACCAUAUGCACCAGCCUUACCUAAAGUUGAUUUUUAUGUCCUCACGAAAUGUUGCGUAAUAUUUGUGCCUACAAUAUUUGUAACAGCAACAUUUUCAACUGCAACAUUUGUAUCUAUAACAUUCGUAUAUACAACAUGUUGCCAACAGUUUUAACAGCACACAUUUUUUUCUGCAUGCUGCUGAAAUUGCAUUCGUGGGUGACGAAUAUUGAUUCGGGUAGUUUCGGUCACAUAAAUCCAACUAUCGGGCAAUGGCGGUGAUAACAUCAGUGUAAACGCUGCAGCCAGAGAAUGUUAAUGGGAUCCAUCUAUAUUCUCUGCUGCUGCUAACUACUGCCAACAGUGCCUUCACUGGUGUUAAGAGUGUUGGCACAUUAUUAACUUAACAUAAACUUCCUCUUACAUAAAUGUAAAGCUGAAAAACCAUAUUUGUUGCUUUUAACAGGAAGAGAGGAGAUUGUAAAUCAUUUCUUAAGCGCCUGUAUGAAAAACUGUGCAUGGAACUUGCAGUCACUUAAUUUCUUCAUUUCAUUGCGACAAUGAAAGGAUUUUCUUUUUGAUUUUUUAAGGAAGUUCACAAAUAUUAUUUAUAUUUUUCGAAAAACAUUUAAGAUUUCAAAAUAGUAAAAAAGCUAAACAUAAAAAAUAAAUUUAAGCGAAAGCUGUAAUUAAAAUUUAUAAAAUUUGCAGAACUUUGCAAAACAAAAAAGUUUACAAUUCUUAUGCAAUUUUUCAUGUGCAUCCAGCAAGACCAAAGGACACCUUAAGACACUCGCUUAUCUGAUACAUGCAACUAACUAAUAUUUGAUCCACACUUCUUUCCUUUUCGAAUCAAAUAAAACGCGUUCAAAGACUGAAUCAAUGCUGCAACUAAAAAUGCUUGCAGUAAAGGAAAAUCUAACAACACAAAACAAAAACAAAAAAAGCAUAUAGGUACUUUAAUAAACAAGAGAGAACUAUUUUCUAGUGAUUGUUGUUGUUGUCCUAAUGAAAUAAAAACACAAACCCAAACAAACAAACACACAAAUGUGCUCUAAAUAAUAAAUUAGAGAGCAACAGCUACAAAAACACGUGCAAAGGCACACACGCCUACAUACAUAUACAUAAAGUAAAUAUUAAAUAUUUGAUUGAAUGGAAUCUCGAAGGCGGAUUACUGUAAGAUAGGCUGUUAUUGAUGUGAAAUAUGCAUACGAGUAUACCUACAUACAAAAAUGUAAAAUAAAAACUAUUUCAAAGAGAGCGAAAUAUUAUGAAAUGAUGCUUCUGAGCAAACAUAGGCAUACAUAUUUACUUACUCGGUGUAAUGAAAACUGUAAAUGAAAUGAAAUAUGCAAAAAUAAUUUAAUUAAAAAAGUAAUAGAAUAGCAACUCGUUUUUUGCUACUGCAGCUAACGGAAGUGUGAAGUAUUUAUAAUAUAGAAACUGGUUGAAACUAAGAAAAAAAAUAAGUCAGAUUAAUUAUAGGUGUCUUUUUUUUAAUAUUUCUAAAAUUUAAUAUAGUAAAUUUAUAAAUUAAGCAAUACUUGUAAAUAAAAAAUCCUAUUAACUUAAAUGUAGUACUAUAUGCAGAUACAGUAGGGUGGCUCAAUUUGUGUGGAAUCAUUUUUCUCGAUAUCAUUCCUAGCAGAUUCGAGAUCUAAAUAGAAUCCUAAGAAGAAGAAAAGUCCAUUAUAGCAUAGCUACAAAGUCAAUUUCGAGUUUCUUAAAUAUAAAAGAAGCUAUAUUUAAUUAGUGCCAUAAUUGAAGGGAGAGUGAAGAAGGAGGAGAGUAGAAAAAGUGCACCUCCUGUUGAAAGUAAAAAGGAUUUAAAACGAAAAUUAUUAUAAAUAUGUUGCUAAUUAUAAAAAAAUAUUAUUAAACAAAAUAUUUUUUUUGAAAAAACAGAUACUUUUUCAAAUAUUGGAAAAUUUUAUCAUUUUUAAUUUUUAUGCAACUCUUAGUAAUACUAAUUUUAGUAUCUGUAGUGUGCGCAAUGGCCGACCUAAAAGAUCUUUUGUGUCCUUGGAUACCGUCUAGAAGUAGUUCUCGUACUAUUACAGGCACUACUAUCACUAAAUUUAUUACAUCAAGUGCUAUUUAAUUGCUACAGGACCUACUUUGAUUUAGGUACAAAAAGAGGUUGUCUGUAAAGUCGGUUUACUGACGAUAGUUUAACGUGACAACGUCAUAAGAAAAUACUGAUGGAAUGGUUGCAUUUUUCAAAAGAAAAUUUAAAUUUUAUUUGUUUGAUAGAUAUUUUGUAUGGAUAUAGAGGAAGAGGUAAAUGGAAUCGCAAUGGAAUAGGUCAAGUUACAUUUACACAAACGUGAAAAAUGACGAAACAUUUAUCAAAUUUAUGAAAGAUAUGUUCAAUUUCGAUUGUGCAUCAGACGUUAAUAAGUCAACAGCACUCAGAGGCAGCAUCAUCGAUUUGCCUUUCUCAAGACACAUUACACUCGAAACACUCGCUUUCAUUUCCUACUUUUCCUAUCAUCGUCCUAUUUUCAACAGAGAAAUGGUUCAUUACCAUGCACACAGGAAGAAGGCAUAUGCAAAUACAAGUAUGUGAAUUUAUAUACAAAUGCGCAUAUACAUACAUAUAGGUAUAUGCUCACUUAAGUAGGAGAGAGCCAGAUAUCGAACGUUGCCGAACCCGGGGGCCGAUUGUGCUCUUUGUCGUCCGUUCCGUGCUCUCGCUUGCAGUUCAUGCAGGGUAACGACGAUUCAACAAGAUAACGAAUGAGCAAGAUAACUACGAUUGAGCAAGGUAACGACACAUUUUUUCAUGCGUGCAGCCGGCUAAAUCGAAUUAUAAGACGUUAUCACGUCAAAAAAAUUAUAUUGCCACUUUUCCUAUUACGAUUUAAAAAAAAUUGUAUAAACCUAAUUCUCUUUUACACGAUAGAUACGUUCAUGUAAAAAGAGAAUUAGGGAAAAACAAUAUUAGCACUUUGAGUGCCAACGGGGUUUUCAGAAAAAUGUCCAAAAAAAAUUUUUUUUAGGUUUUAUUGAAUAGGAUAUUUAAGAAGUUAAAAUUUUUUAUUUAUUUCAAUGCAUUUUUGCGCAAAAUAAAAGGAUGAAAGUAGUCACCAGUGACUUUUAUCAGUCACCGGUGACUGACACGGCUCCAUUGGAACAGUUCAGUGUCAAUCACCGGUGACUGACAAAGCGGUCAAAGUUUUAUCAUAUUUCGUGCUUGCACAUUUGAAAUCAUUAAAUAUAUUGCAAGAAAUAAAUUAUUAAACGUCUAAGUGACGAACCAAUAAAACACGACAACUUGAGCUUUACCCGUUUAUUCAUCGACUAACUCUUAUAAAAGAAAUGGCUGCACCUAGUGUUGCCAAUCAUUAUGCAAAUGUUUACAAACAACAAGCGACAACAAUCUACCGAUUCUCAGAGACUUUUCCUGAGACUAAUUUAAACGCUUCGUACAUGCGUCGAAAAACCGCACCUUAUUUGGAAAAUCCUAUUAAAACAAAACAAUUCGUUAAAAAGAUUUUUUGCUUUUUAACUCGUAUAAAAAAAAUCGUGUAUGUUUAACUAAAUUUUUAGUACAAAAAAUCUCGAAUUACAAGUUUCUAUUACAAUAAAAUACCAUUCAUAAUACUUUGGUAAAAAUGAAUCCUCACAUUCAUUUCUUUAAUACUUAAUUGAAGCUUCGUUUUAAUUAAAAACAGCUUUGGGUAGCUCGAAAUCGAAUUUGCUGUUAUGCUCUAGUGGACUGUUUUUCUUAAGAAUUUAUGUGGAACGCGAACCUGCUAGAAACAAUGUGAGAAAGAAAAUUGAGCCGCCCUAACAUACAGAUAUUUAUAAUUAUACAGGCACAUAUACAUAUAAAGUAAAAUAAAAUUGUGUGCAUGAACAUUCGUGAGCUUAAAGUGUGUAUGCAUGUGUGUAGGUGUGUAUGAAAUGUGGAAUUCAAAAUAAGAUAAACAAAAACUAAACUUGCAAAAUAAACUAGAAUUUAUAGAAAUCUAUUUUAAUUACAUUAUGUGCCCUCACUCGCCAUGCCAGCUGCCGUAGCCGAGUGUUUAUGGCGUAGCAUAGCAGAUUCCACGCCUGAUUCUAACGUCAAAGUUGCUCUUUUAAGAGUCUGCGCUCGGCAGACGCUGAUAAACUUUCGAAUACCUUUCCGCCUUGGGACAAAUGCCUGCCUUUAGCAUACUUAUAGCUGUAGGCAACUCAAUUUGUAGAGCGAAAAUGUCUUUUGCGCCCAACAAAUUGCAGCAGAAGUGCCGCCUAAACCUGCCAAGGCUGUACAUACUCAUCAAUACCUAUAAGUGUAUGCAUGUAUGUGUAGGUACGAAAUCCCUAAAAUAUCAUUGCAUUAAUUGUUAAGUAAAAACAAGUACAGAAUUGGAAUGUAUGUACAUAUGUAUGUAUAUCUGUGUAAUAACAGCAAUAAUAUUGUAAUACUAAUUUAGCAAAAAAGAAAUGGUACGUUGUAAAUUUCCAAAUUCAACUCUCGCAUUACAGCAGUCGGGGGGGGCGGGUGCAUGUACUAAAUAACGCACCACAACCCGCUCAACCCCUGCGCAUCUAUACGAGUAUUUUAGUCCAGUAUGCGUGUGCGCAGCUUUAGUAUGUGUGCAUGUGCAAAUUCUCUGACAUACUCCAUGCGAAUACACGUAUUUUUCGCAUUAGAAUUCAUUAAAUUUUAAAUAAUUUUAUUUUUUAUUAUUUGUUUUGUUUUUCUUUUGUUGUCGUUAAUUUUACACCGUCUCGCCAAAAGGAUUUUAUUGCUUAAGCUUAUUGUUAUGCGACUGUAAAUUAUUUGCUUUAUUAUCAAUAACUAAUUUUACUACUUCCGUAUGUGCUAAGUAAUCUAUGUAAAUGUGUGCACUGUUAUUUGAUUUGCUCUCAAAUAUAAGUAGCAAAAACAAAAAAGAGAAAUGUAAUAAUAAGUACCUUUACGCUUAGUUUAGUGCUUAGUCUAAGCAUUAGAGCAUUAAUUGUAAUUACUGUGGCGCGUAUGGUGGUCGCUAGCAGUUUCUGCAUACAUACAAGCAACAAACAAACGCACACACAAACAUACACACAAUACAAAUUAAUUUAGUUAUAUAUCUAGUGUUGUUAUUCUAGUGCUAUCGGCCUCACAUUUACAGAUACAAAUACAUAUAUAUAUAUAAAUAUGUAUGUGUGUAUGUGUAUUUAGUUAUUAUGACAAAAUUAUGUAAUAUAUCAUAAGUGUAUGUAUGUAUUUAUCGAUAAACGUAUUUGGUAAUUGCCUCUUUAUGCAAAUGGUCGUACUGCCACAAAUUCAGCCACUACUAUGCGCAUAUGUAAAAUAUAGCCACACACUAACAGAUGUGUGCUGGGAUUUAGCAAUUAGUAUGAAUAAAUGCCAUAACUA
Messenger RNA from Anastrepha ludens (Mexican fruit fly), 11105 nucleotides. Its product is annotated as protein sax-3. Gene Ontology annotation, biological process: dendrite self-avoidance; axon guidance; homophilic cell-cell adhesion. The coding region runs from base 25 to 4557 and encodes 1510 amino acids. The record is from RefSeq and is a predicted model, not a curated record. Lineage: Eukaryota; Metazoa; Arthropoda; Insecta; Diptera; Tephritidae. Gene Ontology annotation, molecular function: cell-cell adhesion mediator activity. The transcript is spliced from 13 exons. Gene Ontology annotation, cellular component: axon; plasma membrane.